Molecule: messenger RNA, 1398 nt
Organism: Phialemonium atrogriseum
Lineage: Eukaryota; Fungi; Ascomycota; Sordariomycetes; Cephalothecales; Cephalothecaceae
Product: S-adenosyl-L-methionine-dependent methyltransferase
Exons: 3
Coding region: 93-1295 (400 amino acids)
Biological process (GO): ergosterol biosynthetic process
Cellular component (GO): endoplasmic reticulum
Molecular function (GO): sterol 24-C-methyltransferase activity
Source: RefSeq, a predicted model, not a curated record
AACACACCUUCUUGGCCUGACCUUCUUGGCCUGACCUCCUUUGGGACACAUACCUUACAAGCUCCCCGUCUUCUCUGAUUACAUCGGGUAACAUGGCAACCGUUACGUCGUCGCAUCCACAAGCGCUGCCCAUAGCACCUACGUCAUAUCCAAUCAGCAGCAGCAGUCCUCGUUCAAGCAGCACCAGCAUCAGCACCGAGAAGUUCGGCCUCUCAACUGGCAUCAAACCUCGUAAAGCCUCUUCAAAACACAAUGACGUCGACCGUUCCGCAUCACCCAAUCGAUGGAAGACGUUUCGAGCUUCUUUCAAGUAUCUCUACGACCUGACUCCCAAGCAAGUGGAUGACUACAUGUCCUCCUACGUCAUCUACAACUUGGACUGGGAGAACCAGGCCGAGAUGGUCUCAACCUUGGGACCCAAUUAUCAGCAGCGGGUGGGCGACUCUCUCAAGGCAUAUUAUGGCGUCAUGAAUCAUUUGUGCGCUCUUGGUGAUGUGGAAAAGAUGUAUAUUCCACCACUACUAGACAGACAAGCUUCGGUCUUGGACAACCAGCUUCUGAAUGAGGAAGCCAUCGCGAAGGAAAUCGGGCUGAGGCCCGGCGACAGAGUUUUGGAUCUCGGCUGUGGCCGUGGCCGGGUGGCGGCACACAUGUCGAGCUUCACGGGCGCACGAGUAACGGGUCUCAACAUUGACCCGAACCAAAUCGCCCAGGCUCGUGCCUUCAACGAGGAGCAGGGGUUGCAAAACGAGUUUGUCGAGCACGACCAGAACGACCUGCCUCUUCCGUUUGCAGAUCAAUCCUUCGACGCCUUCUACGAGAUCCAGGCCCUCAGCCUGUGCAAGGACCCUCGCGCGCUGUUCAAGGAGAUCUUCCGAGUUUUGAAGCCCGGUUCCAAAUUUCUGUUGAUGGACUGGGUAAGCCUGCCAGCUUACAACCCCGAGAAUCCCGAGCAUGCGGGGCUCAUGCGCCGCGUGAAGCCGUUGAUCGGAGCUGUGGGGACUCCGACGCCGGCGAGCUUCGAAUUAGCGCUGAAGGAAGCCGGCUUUAUAGUCACUACCUCCGAUAAUCCGAGCAUCGAUGGAUUGCAGGCCCCACUGAUCGACAAGGUGGAUAUUUAUUUCCGGGCGAUGCGGCAGGCCAUCCUUGCCGCCGUCAAGUUGCAUAUGCUCCCCCGACAUUUCAAGUCUCUCAUCAACCGGCUCUGUCUGGACGGCCAGGCUUUUGUCGAGAUGGACAACAUGCGCUUGAUCACGACGACGUAUCGCAUCGUAGCGGAGAAGCCAAAAGUCUAAGGCCGCGUGCCCCAACCCAUGACCCAUUAGGUUGGACGCAAGUCCGGCUCCGGCCCUGGCAUCGGCGUCGAAUUGGGGCACAGACCCACUGUCCCCACUCCUC